Molecule: messenger RNA, 1781 nt
Organism: Oreochromis niloticus (Nile tilapia)
Lineage: Eukaryota; Metazoa; Chordata; Actinopteri; Cichliformes; Cichlidae
Product: 5-hydroxytryptamine receptor 3A
Exons: 9
Coding region: 154-1593 (479 amino acids)
Biological process (GO): monoatomic ion transmembrane transport
Cellular component (GO): membrane
Molecular function (GO): extracellular ligand-gated monoatomic ion channel activity; transmembrane signaling receptor activity
Source: RefSeq, a predicted model, not a curated record
CUGCAAAGUCAAUAUUAGUUUCUGAAGGUGGUUACGGGUUUCACCUGCGCAUCCUCACAACUUUAUCUCUAUGUGACGGCACCCAAGCUGUUGCAGUUUAGAAUAUCAGCCACUUGUCAUGUUAAUGAGGGCUAAAUAAAGCUGAGACAGAAAAUGGCCGGUGUGAAAACUGCUGAGCUGAUCGUCAUCUGUUUCAUGCUGCUACAAGGCUUUGUGGCAGCUUUCAACUGCACCAGCCCAACUCCUGCCGCCCUGUUUGAUGAACUCGCAAAACAUUUGUUCUCUAACAAACUGCUGCGUCCCGUCGAAACCUUUGCAAAGCCAAUAAACAUAUCCAUCAGCAUAACAGUGGCAGGAAUUUUAGGAGUGGAUGAAAAAACCCAAACACUGUCUUCAGUCUUAUGGCAGGUCCUGGAGUGGGAUAUCGAAGGACUGAACUGGGAUGAGAAGGAAUGUGCAGCUAAAAGAGUUUCGGUUCCUCGGGACAACCUUUGGGUCCCAGACAUUCAAAUAAAACAGCUCCUGGACGAAGCCAGCUCUACCAAAACUCCCUAUGUCUACUUAUAUAAUACAGGUCAUGUAUAUGAUGAUAAGCCCAUCACAGUGGUCACUUCUUGCCAAUUGGGAAUCUACACCUUUCCCUUUGAUAUCCAAAACUGCUCGUUGACCUUCGGAUCAUAUAUACACUUUGCUACAGAUAUUCAGAUGAUUCAAGGCGCCACAGCUGAAAAGGUCCUGAAAGAGUCCCGAGAUGUGAUCGUAACCAAUGGGGAGUGGGAGCUGGCAGAUAUCAAUAUUGCCGAUUCCAGCCUGCAUUUAGACGAUGGAAGCUACUCUGAGAUCACAUACUAUAUCGUGCUAAGACGGAGACCAAUCGUCUAUGUGGUCAACCUCCUGGUCCCCAGCUGUUUCCUAAUCACAGUGGACCUCUUCAGUUUUGUGCUGCCCCCACAGAGCGUGGACAGAUCCUCCUUCAAGAUGACACUCAUCCUGGGCUACACCGUCUUCCUGCUCAUAUUGAAUGACCUGCUGCCUGUUACCGGGGAGAAAACACCGCUCAUCAAUGUUUUCUUCUCCAUCAGUCUGGCGCUGAUGGUUGCCAGCCUGUUGGAGACGCUGUUCAUCACAAACAUUCAGUACAAGCCCAGAGAGUACAGCGCAGUGCCUCACUGGCUCAGUGUCCUCGUGUUACGUUAUCUAGCUGUUCUUGUUUGUAUCCCUCCAAAGGAAAGGAGCAACCGAGUCACAGUCUCCCUCAAUCCAUCUCACAAAGCGCCAUCAGCGAACACAAGCGCCACAAGCCUCUCAGACCAUCAGAGCAUCUCAGAUGUUACACUUUCAGGAAAAGCAGCUCCAGCUUCUCUGGACUCUCCAGAGCCAGUUGUGGAACAACUGAGGAUGUUAGGCAGAGAGCUCACAGCUAUCCGAGUUCAGAUGGACAAAUACUGUCAAGGGACCAAAGCCACGCAGGAGUGGGAAAUGAUCGGGACAGUGAUCGAUCGUCUGCUGUUUGGCUUGUACAUCAUCUUCAUUUUUGUGAGCUUUAUCACAAUAAUAAGCAUCUGGAUAUGGCAUAAUUCAUUUGCUACAUGAUUAGAUCAAAAACUGCAUCACAUGGAGUAGUGCCAUGGCAAUCUUCACUUCACGCAUGUACUUGACCCCGUGCUGAUUCCUUAUUUUUUUGCAUAUUUGUCACACGUACGUGUUUCAGAUCAAAGGAAUUGAUGACCUGAAACAUUUUAGUGUGACAAAUACACAAACCAAGAGCAAAGAGGGCAUGA